AUGCCAUUCGUUCCUUCCCAAGUAGAGGACCUCAUCAGAGGGGGAGCAGAGGUGAACUGUACCCACUGGCUCACUGAAGCCCCUGCAGUGUCAGAUGCUGGCUGUGUGGAGUUACUCUUGGAAAAAGUUGCUGAGGUGGAUGCCCUGGACUGUUAUAACCAAACAGCUCACCACCUUGCCGCUGAGAAAGGUGCAGCCUGUGUAGGGGUCCUGUUGGAGUAUGGUGCAAACCCCAGUGCACUGGAUGGCAAAUAAGAUACCCCACUGCACUGGGAAGCCUUUAAGAGCAAGGCUGAGUGUGUGUGGACCCUCCUAGAGAGGGGGACCUCUGCCAGUGCCCUGGAUUACUAUAAUGAUAACCCACUCAGCUGGGCUGCCUUGAAAAGCAAUCUUGAGAGGACCAGCAUCCUUCUUAGUUAUGGGGCAGAGGUCAGAGUCAUCAACCUAAAAGGCCAGACACCCUUCUCCUGCCUGGUGGCUCUCCUAGUUAGGGGACUUGGAACAGAGAAAGAGGACUUGUGCUUUGAGCUCCUCCACAGAGCUGUUGGACACUUUGAAUUAAGGAAAAAUGGUACCAUGCCACAAAAAGUGGCCAAAGACCAGCAACUGAGUGAAAAACUGUUCUGGUUCAGCCCCAGGAACUUUAAAAACACUCUCUUAUCUGUUGUGUGCUGUAGCCUGACACUCCAGUACUUGCCAGAGAAGGGCCUUCCACUGCCAGCUUCUCUGACAGAAUGCCUGCUACCUGUACAGGAGCCUGGACAUGUUCGCACCAUCAGGCAGGCACCCCUGGUGAAACAUUCGCGGACCGAGCCCUCCUCUCUCCCAAACACCGGGUCAAUCCCACCAACUGGCGAUGGCAAGCGCCUGGCACGGGUGAAGUUAUCAGCGAAGCGCAGAACGGCCACCUUCCUCCACCGCGCGCCCAGGCAGCGGCUGGGAGGACGCUUCCGGGGGGCGCGCGGUUGGCGAGCGGGCGCCGGAGCCCGCAGCGGCGCGAGGGAGGAGCGCGGGCCGGGCCGGGCCGGGCGGGGCGGGGCGGGGCGGGGCCGAGAGCGUGCGCGCGCACCUCACACCCGGCGCCCGGGGACGCCCACUCCUCUCCCGGCCAAGGGGGGCGAGGACGAGGACCGGGCCGCAGCACUGCUCCGCGUGGACGCGCUGCCUCUCGUGCAGCGGCCGCCGCCGCCAGAGCGAGCAAUUGCGAGCGACCGGAGGCUGCGCGGAGGAGGCCCCCACGGCGGCCGGCGGCGGGGCAGGAAGGACAGAGCCGACCUCUGCCCGCCCGAGGCUCGGCUGCUCCCGCGCGCCCGGGGCCGCCGCCUCCCCAGGGCUGAGCGAGGAAUGAGCAGGCGCCCGCCUGGGGCUGUUGGGCCGAGAGGCCGCGGCUCGGCUUCAUCCCACGCCGCGGGGCCGCGGGGGCUCGGUCACCGCGGCCGGGAGCGGCGGGGUCAGCGGCGGCCUCGCUCGGGGAGCAGGCGCCGGGGUUAA
Molecule: messenger RNA, 1491 nt
Organism: Manis javanica (Malayan pangolin)
Lineage: Eukaryota; Metazoa; Chordata; Mammalia; Pholidota; Manidae
Source: RefSeq, a predicted model, not a curated record